Molecule: messenger RNA, 3369 nt
Organism: Cheilinus undulatus (humphead wrasse)
Lineage: Eukaryota; Metazoa; Chordata; Actinopteri; Labriformes; Labridae
Product: neuronal acetylcholine receptor subunit alpha-7-like
Exons: 10
Coding region: 46-1902 (618 amino acids)
Biological process (GO): nervous system process; chemical synaptic transmission; signal transduction
Cellular component (GO): postsynaptic membrane; synapse; neuron projection
Molecular function (GO): acetylcholine-gated monoatomic cation-selective channel activity; transmembrane signaling receptor activity
Source: RefSeq, a predicted model, not a curated record
UUCUCUGUCUUCCUCACUUUCUCUGAGAAUAGAGAGGAAUGCAGUAUGUGGCAGGCUGUGGCUCUUUGGCUGUUGAUACUUUCGACUCUGCUUCGGGUGUCGCUGCAGGGUCCUCACCAGCGCUUUCUGCUGCGGGAGCUGCUGAGAGACUACAACCCUAUGGAGAGACCAGUGGCCAACGACUCCCAAACUCUAACUGUUCAGUUCUCCUUCACUCUGAUGCAAGUCAUGGAUGUGGAUGAAAAGAACCAGAUCAUCACUACAAAUGCCUGGCUGCAGAUGCAGUGGUACGACCACUACCUCCAGUGGAACCAGUCUGAGUAUCCUGGAGUUAAGAACCUCCGUUUUACUCCUGAUCAGGUCUGGACGCCUGAUAUUUUACUUUAUAACAGCGCUCAUGAUAAGUUUGAUGCAACCUUUAAGACCAAUGUGCUGGUUAACUCCAGUGGCUUCUGUGAGUAUUUACCUCCAGGAAUAUUUAUCAGCACAUGUAAUGUGGAUGUGCGAUGGUUCCCCUUUGACAUCCAGCGCUGUGAGCUGAAGUUCGGCUCGUGGACGUUUGACGGCUGGCUGCUGGACAUCCAGAUGAAGGAGGCAGACGUGUCAGGGUACAUGCCUAAUGGGGAGUGGGACCUGCUGGAGGUUCCUGGAGGGCGUCAUGAAGUUUUCUAUGACUGCUGUGCAGAACCGUAUCCAGAUGUUACCUUCGUGGUGACCUUAAGGAGAAGGACUUUAUUUUAUGCCCUCAAUCUGCUCAUCCCCUGUGUGCUCCUCUCCUCCAUGACCCUCUUGGUCUUCCUGCUCCCCGCCAACUCAGGAGAGAAGAUCAGCCUGGGCAUCACUGUUCUGCUCUCUCUCACCGUCUUCAUGCUGAUGGUUGCAGAGAUUAUGCCCGCCACUUCAGAUUCUGUGCCCCUGAUUGGUCAGUACUUUGCGAGCACCAUGGUGAUCGUUGGGAUGUCUGUGGUUGCAACAGUCAUCGUCCUUCAGUUUCAUCACCACAGUCCCAACAGUGGAAACAUGCCACGCUGGGUACAUUUGGUUCUGCUGCAGUGGGUUCCCUGGUUCCUGCGGAUGAAACGUCCAGGUGAGGGGUCGGAGCCCACCCUUUCAAACAGCCAGGUGGACUGCCAGAGCAAGACACUGUCCUCCCCUACCACCACCACAACCACCACCACCAUCCACACACCACUGCCCUCCAUCCUCCCCCAAAGCCUCAACUCCCUGCAGGCCAGCCUGGCCCAGCUCAACCACCCUCUACACCAUCAACUACCCCACAGACCUAGCACCCAGGCCACUGUGCACCCUAAUUCAGGCCUCAGAGAUCCCAGUCCACUCCCUCAGCCAAAUGGUCACCUGCUGUAUAUGGGCUACCAGAGCUUCCAGGCACCUGCAGAGCUGGAUCCAGUUCAGAGGAGCAGAAACACAAGUCAUGGGAGGGUUAACAGCGGACUGGGUGGAGGAGAAGGAGAAGGAGCAGCAGCAGCAGGAGGAGAUACACCUCUCCAUCAUCACCUCCCAUGUUCAAAGUUUGGGAGCCCCCCACAGGAGACUCCUCUUUCCCCAGACCCUGACCCCUCCACCACCUCCUCUGGUCAGUGCGGCCUGGAUGCCGCAGCCGGAUCAUCAAGAUCUGCAGUUUCCCACACCAUCAGUGGUGUGAUUCGUUCUGUUGCCGUGGACAACCAGUUGCAGGCUCUUCUGUCGGAGGUUCAGUUUUUAGUGGAACGUGUGAGGGAGCAGGACCGGCAGCUCAGUCUGGCAGAGCAGUGGCAGUUUGCUGCAUCUGUAAUCGACCGCCUGUUCCUGGUGGGGUUCAGUGUUUUUAACAUCAUCUGCACCAUUGCUAUACUCAUGGCUGCACCCAACUUUGGAGAGGCGCUGUCAAAAGAUUUCCUCUGACUGAUAAAAAGUACUGAGAGUGUGAAAAAAGGAUAUUACAGGUGAGGAUUCAAUGGAAGCACAACUGCUGUUAGUUACAUCAGGACACACAACAGUUAUUACUCAUGUUUGGUAAUCUGGAGCAAACCAUGAUUUAGAAACUUUACAACCCACUCUUUCUAUGACUUUAAAAGUUUUAUGAAAGAGUUAACUCAUCACUAAACAAGUCUUGUUCAUUCUUUUUGUAAUGUUUUCUACUUAAGUUUAACUGGCAUGUUUCUUUCUUCUAAAAGGAGACAAACAAGCCCUAGAAAUCAGAGAAAUUCACUCCUGUAUUCUCUCAUUAAACAUACAUCAGAGCAUCAAAUUUCUCAUUGAAAUACAGACUUUAUACUGUGAAAAACAUGUAAAAUCAAUGUUUUUUUUAUUUUUGAAUAUAUAAGGUUGUCAAAAUGUGUGCUACUUGAUACUGUUUUGAUACCAUGUGUUUAAGAAGAUAUAAUCUCUGUUAUCUUUAGGAUUGGUUGUAUCAAGAAAAGCCUGAAAUCUAAAAAAAAACCUUCAGAUCUUCAGUCAUGUUUUCAUUUAAAGCUGCUGUGAUCAAUAGGGAGAGCACUGUCUCAGAUAAAUGUCACAAUUUAGACCAUGUGCAAGAGUUUGCCAGCCUUACCUGAUAGUGCAUACAAGGGCUUCUAUUUUUGGUGCCAUGAUACAUGAAUGAAUAAUAUACUCCAUCAUUUUUGUUAAUUUUUACUAGAAUUGUAUCACAGUUUAAAAACACGGUAUCAUGAAAACACUUGUAUUAUGUGCAACUCAAAAUUAAUUUUUGGCUGGAUUUUCUUUUCUUUUUUAAAGACUGUUUUUCGGCAGUAUGCUGUUAAUUUCCUCAUCUGACGCCUACCCCAUAGCCAGGGUGGCCAUGUGUAUAAAAUACAUGUGUAAAACCAUAUUUCUCCUUUAUGGUCUUGUAGGCUUUUAAAGCCAUAAAGAAGAACGAUAUUAAUUUCAGUCUGUUUCAUAACCACAUAAAAUCACCUGACAGGAGCUUUAAGUGUCACGCUAUGUUAAAGUUAGGAGCAUGGAAUUACAGAGAUUUACUAAGGUGGUUUUUGUACAGAGUUCUUAAAAUCCAAAGAUAUGACGAAGAUCCUCCGAAAAGCUGGAAUGAUGCUCUGCAUGUAACAUAACAGAUUCUUCUUCAUCAGCUGAAACUAUGUUUGGAUUUUCAAAACUUUGUUUCAUGAUGUCCUUAAUUAAAUAAGAACACCACUGAGGAGGUUAUUAUUCCAUAAUUAAAACUGCUGUGAGGAAUUUUUGGUUUGCUUUGACUUUGGCGCCCCCAGGGGACAAAACAAUAACGCUUAUACAAAGGAGAUUCAGUUUCCAAAGUUUUGUUAUUUAAGAAUACAGUACGUAGAGUUUUGCUCUGAAAUGUCCACAUUAAUUAAGAUCAAAUGACCUUAAUUGAGGACUCUCAAAUACACUAUA